This is a messenger RNA of Engraulis encrasicolus (European anchovy), 1154 nucleotides long. RefSeq lists its product as uncharacterized. The coding region runs from base 229 to 1044 and encodes 271 amino acids. The record is from RefSeq and is a predicted model, not a curated record. The transcript has a single exon. Lineage: Eukaryota; Metazoa; Chordata; Actinopteri; Clupeiformes; Engraulidae.
UGUUUAGAUGCUCCUGAAACCUGUCAGCCUGCCUGCGAGACCGAGCCUGCCACACCAAAAUACAGAGAUGCCCAGACCCAGUGGGAGGAUCCAUCACUGAUUGACCACCCAUACUGUUCAACAUCUCAGUCUGUUAAAGUAGAUAAGGCCACGCAGUGCGAGGAUCCUACUGUGACUAGCACCACAGUCAUUGAUGAUUCCAGGUCUCGGCUGUAUACAGGAGUGCGCAUGGUUCAAUUUUUCACCAUGGUGACGGCGUUGUUGCCUUUCAGUAAGCCAUCAAUUACCCUUCCUGUUGUAGACCAAAUCCUGAUGACCUUGAUGAAGCUAAAACUAAAUUUGAUAUUAGGAGAUAUUUCUCACCGUUUCAGUGUGUCUACAUCCACUGCGAGCAUUGUGAUUAGUCACUGGAUUUGUGUGAUGGGUGAACAGUUCAAAGUCCUGAUCCCCUGGCUUCCAAGAGAGACCAUUCGUGCCACCAUGCCCUUACCAUUUCAGAGGAACUACCCCCGAACCACCUGCAUCAUUGACUGUGCCGAAAGUGCCAUGCAGAGAGCAACAAACCAGGAUUCAAGGAGUGACACGUUCAGCCAGUAUAAAUCACGCAAUACUGUGAAAUAUCUUGUCGCUGUGGCCCCUAAUGGUCUAAUCAUGUUUAUAUCUGAGUCAUAUGCUGGCAGAAGCAGCGACAAGUUUAUCACCAUGGACAGUGGUUUCCUUGAUUAUCUUAGGGCUGGUGAUGAGGUCAUGGCGGACCGUGGGUUCACCAUUCGAGAUCUGUUUAAUGAAAGAAAGGUCAGUUUGAACAUCCCUGCAUUCACCUACAGGCGAAAGCAGUUGACCAAUGAAGAGAUAACGCGAACCAGGCGAGUAGCCAAUGUCCGUAUACAUGUGGAAAGAGCAAUCCAGAGACUAAAGGUCUUUAAAAUUUUAUCCCAGACCGUUCCAAUCAGCAUGGCAUGUAAACUGGACAAUAUCUUGAUCAUCUGUGCUGGCCUAGUUAACCUGAGAAGCCCACUGAUCAGAAUGCCUAAUGAGGUUUAAAAUCUUGCCUUGUAUCCCUGUGCACAAUAUUGUAAUUUGUUAAUUUUGUAACUGAUUUUUAUAGUGAUGUUAUUGUGUUCUUGUUUUGUACUUCACUUUUUAAUGUUAGA